GCUCGAUCAUGUCUAGUUGGGCUGCCCCUGCCUGCCUGCCUGCCCGGUUGCUGGUGCAAGAUACCGAGGAGGCGGACGGGAAGGGACGGUGAGGUGACAUAGACAUAGACAUACAUCCCCCCGGCCCGGCCCCCGCCGUCGGCGACCAGCUUCCCCCUCCAUCAAGCCUAUAAGUAGACGGCCAUGCGUUGCGGCAAACAACAACUCGAGAGGCACACCCACACAAGCAGCGACUGAGCGUCAUCACAGGUCCAAGGUGGUUGUUGGUUGCAAUGGCCGGCUGCGGAGGGAAGGAUGGCCUGUACGCCGUGCUCGGCGUCUCCAGCGACUGCUCCGAUGCGGAGCUGCGCAGCGCCUACAGGAAGCUCGCCAUGAAAUGGCACCCGGACAAAUGCGGCUCCGGCGGCGUGGAGGCCGCCAAAGCAAGGUUCCACAAGAUCCAGGCAGCAUACGCAGUUCUGUCGGAUCCCAACAAGCGUAUCCUCUACGACGUUGGUGCCUACCACAGCGACGGCGACGAUGAGGGUGCUGGAGACAUACUGGGAGACAUCCUGGAGGCCAUGAACCACACACCUCCACACGAAGACGGCGAGGGCGAGAGCCUGGAGGACCUGCACAAGCAGUUCGACGAGCUGUUCCUCAAGCCCGACGCCUACUCCUCCAAGUCGCCGCCGCCGUCCUCUUCCUCCUCCAAGACAAGGGCAGGCAAGAAGUAG
Molecule: messenger RNA, 716 nt
Organism: Aegilops tauschii subsp. strangulata
Lineage: Eukaryota; Viridiplantae; Streptophyta; Magnoliopsida; Poales; Poaceae
Biological process (GO): regulatory ncRNA-mediated gene silencing
Source: RefSeq, a predicted model, not a curated record